Molecule: messenger RNA, 1266 nt
Organism: Epinephelus lanceolatus (giant grouper)
Lineage: Eukaryota; Metazoa; Chordata; Actinopteri; Perciformes; Serranidae
Product: G2/M phase-specific E3 ubiquitin-protein ligase-like
Molecular function (GO): ubiquitin-protein transferase activity
Source: RefSeq, a predicted model, not a curated record
AACUAAGGACACAACCUCACCUGAGAGGGAGCUCCAUACUGCGAUGGAUGAUAUCUCAUGUGAGGAGGAUGUGGUCAUGUGGCUGAAAGCAAAGGUGGAUUCCAGCAAGACCUUUGAGCUGUGUGUGUCUCGAGAUAAUAUGCUUGAAAGAGGUUUCAAGAUGUGGAAGCGUAAACAAAAGGCUACACCACUUAAUCCCUUAAGGAUGAAAUUCCUCUGAGAAGCGGGGAUCGAUACAGGGGCCCUUAGAAAGGAGUUUCUCACAACAAUGGUAUCUGGGAUUGAGCAACGCCUUUUUGAAGGUGGGAAGUCCAAAAUGCCCAAAUAUUCGGUGAAUGACUUUGCUGAAGAGCUCUUCAGGACUGCGGGUGAAAUCUUUGCUACAAGCAUUGCCCAAGGUGGACCUGCACCACGUUUCCUCCAGCCGUGGUGCUACGAGUUUCUAGCAUCUGGCAAGCUCUCAUUGGAUCACGUCCUGGACCCGAGUUUAUCACCGCUAAUAACCACAGUUGCAGAGGCGUCCGACUUGACCGACUACACUGCAGACAUUCUGGAUUGUGGCUAUACUGGCAAGAUCGACAUGAAACACAAAGAGAACAUUCUAAUAGCAAUCGGUCUGCAUGUCAUGACGAAAAGAAUGCCCAUGCUUCAGCAACUCCGUGAGGGCUUGGACAUCUACGGCUUCUCCCAAGUGAUGCAGGCAAAGACGGAAGAGUGCCGCAGUCUGUUUGUCGCCGGAGACGACGAGUCGGUGGACUCUCAUUACAUCACUUCCCAUCUGGUGCCAGAGAUGAGCGAAAGGGGCUGCAACAAGCAACGCAAGGAGAUCCUUGAACACUUUCAAGAUUUCUUGCACGAGCUGGAAGUUGCUGAACCAGAUGCCACGUCUGAAGACACCCCAACUGUACCCUCAGUGAUGCAGUGGAUUACAGGUCAAGCCCACAGACAUCUUCUUCUUUCUGAUCGCCAGAACUUCAAGAUCACAGUGAAGUUUGACCAUGACUGUCACAACAUGCCUAACCACAUAAUCUGUUACCCAACAGUCAGUGCUUGCACGGACACCAUAACAUUCCCCGUUGCACACGUCAGACUAUGAGUCAUUCAAAAAUGUCAUGACAAAAGCCAUUAAAUAUGCAGGAUUUGAUAGAGCGUGAUGCAUUGUGAUUCAUGUGUGUAAGCCCACAUGUUAUAUCCUCGAAUAUAAAUACCACCUUACGUACCAAAGUUUGUUUUGGAGUUCCGCAAGGUUCUGUACUCGGACCAAUC